AUGACAUCCAGCGACGAAUCCAUCCGAAAGCCCUGGAAGAGCUGCUUCCGUGAUGGCCUUUUUGACGGACAAGUCGCCUUGGUCACUGGUGGUGGAACGGGAAUUGGCCGCGCCAUUUCGUUGGAACUAGCCACACUGGGCGCUAUCGUCGUGAUUGCCAGUCGAAAUCGUUCCAAGUGCGAAGAUGCCGCCAAGGAAAUCAACCGUCAGCUCAGUGGCAAUAGCAAGGGCCGUGUGGUUGUUGGCAAAUCCUCUUUGAAUAUACGAAAGGAAGAGGACAUUGAGAAUCUGAUUGCUUCCAUUUUGGAGGAGCACAAAAGACUGGAUAUUGUGGUGAAUAAUGCUGGCGGGCAGUUUGUUUGCCCUGCAGAAGACCUUUCGAAUCGAGGUUUUUCGGCCGUCAUGGAAACAAACUUGCGAGGCACUUUCCUGGUCUGCCGUGAAUCUUUCAACCAGUGGAUGGGUGAGCAUGGAGGCAGAAUUGUCAACAUCACUUUGGGAAAUCGCAACGGAAUGCCCUACAUGAUGCACUCUGGCGCUGCUCGAGCUGGAGUAGAAAACAUGACGGCAACGCUUUGUACGGAAUGGAUCAAUUCCGAUGUACGCGUCAACUGUGUGAGACCCGGGGUCGUCUAUACCGAUUCGGGGGCCGAAAAUUAUGGCGAAGCGGAAGACAUGCUUCUGGAACGAGUUUUACCUUCAAUACCUGCAAAGAGAUUUGGUACACCGGAAGAAAUCAGUUCCGCAGUGACAUGGCUGCUUUGUGAAGGUGCCAGCUACGUCACUGGAGCCAUUUUGUGUGUAGAUGGAGGCAGCUCUUACACAUUCCUACCGCUGAUCGACAUUGAGGACGCGGCGCACUUGCCAUUCUAUGGAAAGCUCCCCAAGAAAGCUAGGCUAUGA
Seminavis robusta is the source of this 903-nucleotide messenger RNA. Lineage: Eukaryota; Bacillariophyta; Bacillariophyceae; Naviculales; Naviculaceae. The record is from the annotation of a GenBank genome assembly.